AUGGACAACGAUAUGGACAACACGGACGACACGUGCGACACGUACGACACGGACGACACGUACGACAUGGACGACAUGGACGACUCGGACGACUCGGACGACACGUACGACACAGACGACGAUGAAGUCCUUCGGAUAGCCAUGCUCAACGCGCUCAACGACGAAAAGAAUUAUCAGGUUCAUGUAGAGCCACGGAACCUAGACUUACAUCACGCGAGAAUUGCUUACAAUGUUCUGCUCAGAUGCAAGUCCAUUCAUCCUGAGCUUGACUUAGACAUGGAGGAAUUCUUCUCCGCCGCAAUGGAUGUCUGCCAAGGCUUGAUAACUUUUCAUUCAUUUGCCGACGACCAUUGCCGGAUCCUGGCUAUCGCUUGUGAUAUGUUCUACCGCCUAGACGGAAGCGUUAAUGAUCGAUGGGGCCCGUCUAAAUUACCCGUCCGCUUUGCCGAGAUUUGGGACAAAUUUCCCAGAAAAGAAGACGAUGGAGACUCACAGCUAGAUCUCAUCGGCUGGGAGAAAAUAAAUUCAUUUCUCUCACAUCUUGUGGGCCGUGGAUAUGACGAUGGCCUAUACCUGGGCCUCUCAGAGGUCCGGAGAGCAUUGGAACAGCCUGUGGUAAAAGGGUCUCCUAUCUUAAUGCGCUACCGAAUGGAGGUAGCCUUGGAGUGGAUAACAAAUUGCGGCGACCUUUUCUUGGAGGCAAUGACCGAUUCGGAGGACAGCGACGACCUGAGCUUGCAUCAGUGGGAACUUUGGAUGAAGCAGCUCGCCGAGCUCGAAGCGAGUCCUAACUGGGACUACGAAAUUACACAGCUUGAUGCGGGCACCGUCCAAACGGGAGAAGCAGAAAUUAUCGCUGGAACAUGCUAUCAAGGAACAACUGGAAAUCCCGUGUUGAACACGCUUGAUGGCGGCCUCCGACGUCCAGUAACUGCAAAUAUACGGGAUUUACGAGAUGCCAAAAUCGCCGACAAUAUUCUUGGCUAUAGGCAUGCUAAGCCUAAAUGUAGUAUGAGUCUAGGUGACUUCUUUUCGGCCAUAUAUGACAUUUGCUUCUAUUUUCCACCUAGCGACGACAGGUUGUGGACGGGAGCAUGGCUUCGAGGAGAUCCCUUCAUGGACUGUCGACUUCGGGUAGCGGUUGAGUGGAUUAUCAACUGCGGUGACAUUCUGUUCAUGGAACUGAACCUUGUCGGCCUGAAUACCCAGAGUUGGGCCCGGGGUUGGAGCGGUGGGAACUCUGGAGGAAGCGGCUGGCUGAGUUUGUUCAGUCAGAGAGUCUUGGCCUUGAUGAUAAGGCUAAGAAACAUGCGGCUGCUGCACUGCACUUGCACCCUAUGA
Molecule: messenger RNA, 1341 nt
Organism: Clonostachys solani
Lineage: Eukaryota; Fungi; Ascomycota; Sordariomycetes; Hypocreales; Bionectriaceae
Source: the annotation of a GenBank genome assembly